Acanthopagrus latus (yellowfin seabream) is the source of this 1829-nucleotide messenger RNA. Its product is annotated as fibrinogen C domain-containing protein 1-like. Lineage: Eukaryota; Metazoa; Chordata; Actinopteri; Spariformes; Sparidae. The transcript has 9 exons. The record is from RefSeq and is a predicted model, not a curated record. Bases 36 to 1550 code for a protein of 504 amino acids.
UCGUUAGUCAGUGUCUCUCGCCCACAGCACAGCAGAUGGUCUCUCUCUCUCUGAGGAUCUCUUUCUGUUUCCACAACGAUGUGAAGACACACACACGCACGCACACAAUCAGGAAAAAGUUUGAUUUGGAUCUGUUUCAUCAUUUGAAGACAACGAGGAUGAUGCUGAACGACAGCUGGACCAUCAUGAACAACAGCAGCUCCGAGCUCGACAGCAAACGACCAAACAAACACAAGAAAUGCUGCAGUUUCCUGUUGUGGUCCGCCAUUGUGGUGGUCAUCAUCGUAACUGUCAUCACAGCGACAGUCACCAUUCUGUACCUGAACCAGUAUCCUCUUCCCUUCAUCAGCAGUAACAGGGGAAGAGUCUCCUCCUCCUCACCUGUGAUCUCAACCAAUCCCAAAGAGUCUGGCGCCCUAGUGUCGGUGUCACGUGUCUCAGAUGGUGAGCCAAUCAGCAUCUUCCUGGACCCGAACUGUCCAGACUACAGCGACAACUUCCUGCGUUGGGAGGCGCUGCAGAGCUCCCUGCUGCGAGCGCUAUCCAAUCACAAUACUGACAGCUGGCAGGAGACUGGAGUAGUCCAGAAGCUGGGGGAGGAGCUGAAGGUGUUGUUAGGCCACACCCACAACCUGAGGAUCGACACUGAUUCACUGAAAAGAGGUCAAGGUGUUCUGGACCAAAGACUGGACGGACUGCAGAGUGAGCAGAGCCGCAUCAUCCAGGUGUUGUCUGACAGUCACUCAGGUGUGUUGAAGUUGGCUGCAGGUUUCAGUGAUUCUCUACUCAGCCUGCAGACGGAGACAGAGAGUCUGAGGAGACUCAACAGUGAGCUGCAGACAGACAGCAAGUACAAAGCAGUCAGACCCAGAGACUGUAGUGAUGUCAUGGCAGCUGGCGCUUCUCAGGAUGGAGUUUAUUCCGUCUUCCCGACUCACGACCCCGACGGCUUCAUGGUUUACUGUGACAUGACCACUGAGGGAGGAGGCUGGACAGUGAUCCAGAGGAGGGAGGAUGGCACGGUGAACUUUUUCCGAGGUUGGGAUGCGUACAGAGAUGGCUUCGGAAAAACUACAGGAGAGCACUGGCUAGGUCUCCAGAGGAUCUAUUCUCUGACCCGGUCCGGUGGUUAUGAGUUGAGGAUCGACAUGGCUGACUUCGAUAAUGCCACAGCAUUCGCCCGUUACUCCGACUUCUCUGUUGGUCGAGACUCUGUGAACCCAGAGGAAGACGGAUACCCGCUGACCGUGGACGGGUUCUCAGGGACGGCAGGUGACUCCCUCCUGAAGCACUCUGGGAUGCAGUUCACCACCAAAGACCGCGACCAGGACCAGUCCGAGAACAACUGUGCAGCAUACUACCAGGGGGCGUGGUGGUACCGCAACUGCCACACCUCCAACCUGAAUGGGCAGUACCUGAGAGGAGGCCACGCCUCCUACGCAGAUGGUGUGGAGUGGUCCAGCUGGACAGGCUGGCAGUACUCGCUGCGCUUCACCGAGAUGAAGAUACGACCGAGCACCAAACCAGACUCCUCAUCAUCCACAACCUGACCCCUGACCUCUGACUCCUGGCUUAUGACUUCUGACCUCAGACGUCUGACCACUGACCCCUGACUUCUGAUGUCUGACUCCUGAUGUCUGACUUCUGACCUCUGACUCCUGACUUCUGAUCGCUGACUUCUGAUGUCUGACCCCUGACCUCUGACUGCUGACCUCUGUUUUAUAAAAUGUGAGAAUUUGUUCAUAAAGAUUCAAAUCAAUGUGUUCUGAUCAAUAACUUUUCAUAUUGAUGAUGUCAGAGUUGAUGUAGAGCUGACUGAUUAAAGUGUU